Paramuricea clavata is the source of this 1644-nucleotide messenger RNA. NCBI's taxonomy places the organism in Eukaryota, Metazoa, Cnidaria, Anthozoa, Malacalcyonacea, Plexauridae. The record is from the annotation of a GenBank genome assembly.
AUGCCUGGAAAUAGAACGGCUGACCAUAUUCUUACGCUGAAAACUCUGCAUGAUAAAUAUGUCAAACAGAGUGAAAAAGAAAAAAUCUAUGCAUGUUUUGUUGACUUUAGAAAAGCUUUUGAUUCUGUUUGGCAACAAGGCUUAUUUUACCAACUUAUCAAAAACAACAUAGGGGGACACUUCUAUGAUUUAAUUCAAGACCUCUACUCAAACACGAAAUGUGCAAUAAAACUAUCUGAAAACAGAACACCGUUUUUUCCUUACAAAAAGGGAGUCCGUCAAGGAUGCAUUCUAAGCCCUUUAUUAUUUAAUAUUUACAUAAACGAUCUUCCAAAAAUGUUUCAACAAACACAAUCAGAUCCAUUUCUAUUACCAAAUGGAACUACUAUCAACAGCCUACUCUAUGCGGAUGAUCUCAUUAUACUUUCACGGUCAAAAUCAGGUUUACAAAACUGUCUAAACCAAAUAAAUGAAUGGUGUAGUAAAUGGCUAAUGGAAGUCAAUAUCAAGAAAACAAAAAUUAUGAUUCUUCAAAAACACAACUCGAAAUUACCAAACCUUCAUUUCCACAUUGGAGAUAAAAAGAUAGAUAUAGUCAAAGAGUAUACCUAUCUUGGUCUCAAACUAGUACCAAAUGGGAAAUUUAAACUCGCACAACAACAACUAAGCGAAAAAGCCUUGCAUGCUCUUUAUAAAAUUCGUAAAAAUCUAGAUUUUCAUAAACUUUCACCAAAAACAGCAACAAAAAUUUUCGACUCAAUAAUUUCCCCAAUUCUACUAUAUAACUCAGAAGUCUGGGGAGCAUACGAAAAAAAUGAUCUGAAUAAAUGGGAUAAUUCAGAGACUGAAAAAAUUCAUUUAAGAUUCUGCAAGCUGUACCUAGGUGUUAACAGAAGAGCCAGUAAUGUGGCUUGCAGAAGUGAACUUGGGAAAUACCCACUGCUGAUUACAAUAAAAAAGAAUAUACUAAACUAUUUUAAACAUAUUUUUAAACUAGACGACAACUCAAUAGUUAAACAAUCCUUCCUAAUAUCUAAACAACUAUUUGAAAAAGGCAAAGAAUCUUUCUACACCAACGCAAUAAACAUGCUUAAAUCACUCUAUGAUAAUACAACAAACUUGGAAAGUGAUAUAAUCAACUACGAUACAAAAACUAUUGUAAAUAAGAUGAAAGAUAAAUAUUUUGAAUUUUGGCAACAUAAAAUGAUUAACUCCUCCAAACUAUCUUUCUUUUGUACAUUUAAAAACCAGUACAAAAUGGAAGAAUAUUUAUCCCUUAUUGAUAACCCAACGAUAAGAAGAACAUUUUCUCAAUAUAGAGCAAGUAAUCAUAAAUUGCAAAUUGAGCGAGGAAGAUACGAAAACGUUUCUCGCGAACAACGUUUCUGCAAACUUUGCAACAACGGUGAAGUGGAAAACGAAUAUCACUUAGCCUUAUCUUGCCCGAAAUACGAAGAAUUAAGAAAUAAUUCUAACAACAUUCUCAAAAAUCUAUUUUAUCUUAAUAACACAAUGGAAGGAAAACAAAAACUGUUUGAGCAUGCGAUGUCUUCAGACGAUCCAGUUCUUGUUAACCUGCUUUCUAAGUAUAUCUUUCACUGUUUUUCGGAGAGAGAUAAAAGCCUCAAAUCCAUGGAAGAUUAG